Polypterus senegalus (gray bichir) is the source of this 1281-nucleotide messenger RNA. Its product is annotated as cholesterol 24-hydroxylase-like. Bases 214 to 1179 code for a protein of 321 amino acids. Gene Ontology annotation, biological process: cholesterol catabolic process. Lineage: Eukaryota; Metazoa; Chordata; Cladistia; Polypteriformes; Polypteridae. The transcript is spliced from 10 exons. Gene Ontology annotation, molecular function: heme binding; cholesterol 24-hydroxylase activity; iron ion binding. The record is from RefSeq and is a predicted model, not a curated record.
AGCAAGCCUCGAAGCGGUGCUUCGAUCUCCAGCGCUUCGAAAGCUCGACACAGUGUCGAAACCUGAGUAUCGAGCGUCCCAUCACUACUUAUGAGCGCUUUUUGGGCGGUUGUCAGCAGUGCCCCUGUGUUAUAUCACGUGCUCUGCCGCUGAAACAACGAAAAACUUGAGCGACACGGCUGGAGACAGCGGACUAAUCGAAAGGUCGCCAUCAUGUCCCUCUUGCAGACUGCUCUCCAUUAUACCAGCAAUGGACUCCUGCUGCUGCUCGUCCUGCUCCUGGCCGCCUUCGGGUUCUACUGCCUUUACGUCAAAUACAUUCACUUGACGUUCGACCACAUCCCGGGACCCCCCCGAGACAGUUUUUUACUGGGACAUUUCAUAAAGUAUAUGAAAGCAGCAGAUGAUAAUCAAGUCAGCCAUGAACUAUUUCGCAAAUGGGCUGAAGCAUAUGGGCCAGUUGUACGACUGAAUAUACUACACCAGGUGUUUCUGAUUGUGACCAGUCCAGAGGCAGUUAAGGAGCUUCUGAUGUCACCGAAGUAUACAAAGGACCCAUACGGUUACAAGCUUCUGUUUUCUUUGUUCGGACAGAGAUUUUUUGGACUUGGACUUGUGACUGACAUAAACCAUGAUCGCUGGUACCAUCAGCGUAGAAUUAUGGAUCCAGCUUUCAGCCGAACGUACCUGAAGGACCUAAUGCAUAUUUUCAAUGACAAAUCGGAAAGAAUGAUGGAAAAACUGGAGGAAGUAUCAGAUGGAAAAACUCCUGUUCACAUGGCACAUUUGAUCAAUUGUGUUACUCUUGACGUAAUUUGUACUGUAGCAUUUGGCAUGAAUUUGAAUUUAAUGGAUGAUGCGAAGAUUCCUUUCACGAAGGUCAUUGAUACCUGUCUCAAAGGAAUGUCAAAGUACGUUCGUAAUCCUUAUAUGCAGUAUUUACCCUGGCACAGGAAGUAUGUGAAAGAAGUAGAAAAUGCAGCUCUCUUGUUACGCAAAAUUGGAAAGGAGUGUAUUGAAAAAAGAAAAGCAGCUAUCCUUCGUGGAGAAGAGGUUCCACAAGAUAUUCUAACCAAAAUUCUGAAGACUGCUGAACAAGAAGAACAAGUUGAUGACGAAAUAAUGACUGACAAUUUUGUUACCUUUUUCGUUGGUGAUCAUCUUCCUCCAUUCACCUGAUGUCCCUCUCGCCCAUCUAACCUUCCUGAGGAGCGGAGCAUUCAGCCGUUCUGCUCCCAAGCUCUGGAACUCACUACCUACUGAGCUUAGAAAUAUCAAAUU